GAAGUAUUUAAAUAGAUAAAGUAUAAGUUUAUGUAUCGAGUCUCUGCAAACUAAUACAAGUUUGAAAGACAACGAGUGCAUUUGGCCUUUCAAUAUUGAAUAGCCAACUUUAAUGGGUGAAAUAUUUUAUAAUUCAUCAUAUAUCCACUCAUUCUUCUCUUCAUAUUAUUCAUAUAUAGUAUCCGUCCUCUUUAUCCGGUCCAACACACAUAUCAAAGCGAAAAACUCAUUCUCCUCUUCUGACCACCAUGUGCACGUUAGAAAAGUCAGGCAACAUCUUCUAUCUUACGCUUACCGGCGACGAUGAGCACCGACUGAAUCCUACUCUCAUCACCACCAUCCGUUCAUUUGUAGCCGAAGUUAAAUCCCAAGCCGUGAAGGGUUCCGUUCUGAUCACAAAAGCCCAAGGCAGGUUCUUCUCUAACGGCUUUGAUCUAAAGUAUGCACAAGCCGCUGGUUCAGCGCAAGCUGCCAAAGAUCGGCUACACAACAUGGUGGCCUUGUUCAAGCCGCUGGUCGCCGAUUUCCUAUCACUCCCAAUUCCGACCAUCGCCGCCGUCACCGGCCACGCGGCGGCUGCGGGGCUGCUGCUAGCGAUAAUCCAUGAUUAUGUAACCAUGAGAUCGGAUAAAGGAGUGGUGUAUAUGAGCGAGUUGGAUAUAGGGAUGACUUUGCCCGACUAUUUUACGGCGAUGAUAAGGUCUAAGGUUGGAUCCUCAGCUUCUCGGCGGAAUUUGGUUUUGAAAGCAACGAAAAUGAAGGCGGAGGAGGCGGUGGUGAUGGGAAUUGUGGAUUCUGCGCAUCCUACGGCGGAGGAGGCGGUGGUUGCGGCGGUGAGACUGGCGGAGGAGCUGGGGAAGAAGUGUUGGAAUGGCAAAGUGUAUGCAGAGCUGAGGAAAUCGUUGGUUCCGGAAGUGUGUGGAGUUUUAGGGUUGAAACAUACCGCUGUCUUGCCUUCACGCUUGUGAGAAUCACUUUUUCAUUCAGAAAGUUGUUUUUUUUUCGCCGGCUUUUUACAAAUACUAGUGAUGAUAAUAAUUGACCCUAUUUCAUCUUUGAACAAUAUUGUGUCAUCGCAUGCUGUCUAAAAAUUAAUUCUCGAUGUGAACGCCUAUAUUGAGAUGCUAAUCUAGGAUUUAAAAGGUGA
Molecule: messenger RNA, 1147 nt
Organism: Nicotiana tabacum (common tobacco)
Lineage: Eukaryota; Viridiplantae; Streptophyta; Magnoliopsida; Solanales; Solanaceae
Product: enoyl-CoA delta isomerase 2, peroxisomal-like
Biological process (GO): fatty acid beta-oxidation
Cellular component (GO): peroxisome
Molecular function (GO): delta(3)-delta(2)-enoyl-CoA isomerase activity
Source: RefSeq, a predicted model, not a curated record